AAACUGACUGGGAACUUCAGGGGCGCUGCGACUUGCCAGUUUCACUCCAGGAACUUUUCUUUGCAGGAGGAGACAAGAAGGGGGUGCAAUCGCCCCCGCUUUUUGCUCUCUUUCUUCCCCUCCUCUUCCUCCACCUCCUCCUCCUCCUCCUCUCCAAUUCGCCUUCCCCCACUUGGAGCGGGCAGCUGCGGGCUGGCCCCCGCGCGCCUUCCUAAAAGUUCGCCUCUGCGGCCGAGGGACGCGCCAGGCUCCCCGGGAGCCGCUCGCCCCGCGUCCGGGCAGCCGAGGGGAGAGGAGCCCGCGCCUCGAGCCCCCGAGCCGCCGCGGCUUCUCGCCUUUCCCGGCCACCCGCCCCCUGCCCCGGGCCUGCGUAUGAAUCUCCUGGACCCCUUCAUGAAGAUGACCGACGAGCAGGAGAAGGGCCUGUCCGGCGCCCCCAGCCCCACCAUGUCCGAGGAUUCGGCGGGCUCGCCCUGCCCUUCGGGCUCCGGCUCCGACACCGAGAACACGCGGCCGCAGGAGAACACCUUCCCCAAGGGCGAGCCGGACCUGAAGAAGGAGAGCGAGGAGGACAAGUUCCCCGUGUGCAUCCGCGAGGCGGUCAGCCAGGUGCUCAAGGGCUACGACUGGACGCUGGUGCCCAUGCCCGUGCGCGUCAACGGCUCGAGCAAGAACAAGCCGCACGUCAAGCGGCCCAUGAACGCCUUCAUGGUGUGGGCGCAGGCGGCGCGCAGGAAGCUGGCCGACCAGUACCCGCACCUGCACAACGCCGAGCUCAGCAAGACGCUGGGCAAGCUCUGGAGACUGCUCAAUGAGAGCGAGAAGCGGCCCUUCGUGGAGGAGGCGGAGCGGCUGCGCGUGCAGCACAAGAAGGACCACCCGGAUUACAAGUACCAGCCUCGGCGGAGGAAGUCGGUGAAGAACGGCCAGGCGGAGGCCGAGGAGGCCACGGAGCAGACGCACAUCUCCCCCAACGCCAUCUUCAAGGCGCUGCAGGCCGACUCGCCGCACUCCUCCUCAGGCAUGAGCGAGGUGCACUCCCCCGGCGAGCACUCCGGGCAAUCGCAGGGCCCGCCGACGCCCCCCACCACCCCCAAAACCGACGUGCAGCCGGGCAAGGCCGACCUGAAGCGAGAGGGGCGCCCGCUGCCAGAGGGGGGCAGACAGCCCCCCAUCGACUUCCGCGACGUGGACAUCGGCGAGCUGAGCAGCGACGUCAUCUCCAACAUCGAGACCUUCGACGUCAACGAGUUUGACCAGUACCUGCCGCCCAACGGCCACCCGGGGGUGCCGGCCACGCACGGCGGCCAGGUCACCUACACGGGCAGCUACGGCAUCAGCAGCACGGCGGCCACGCCGGCGGGCGCGGGCCACGUGUGGAUGUCCAAGCAGCAGGCGCCGCCGCCGCCGCCGCAGCAGCAGCCGCCCCCGCAGGCGGCCCCGCCGACCCCGCAGGCGCCCCCGCAGCCGCAGCCCCCGCAGGCGGCCCCGCAGCCGCCGCCGCCCGCGCCCCCGCAGCCGCCGCAGGCGCACACGCUCACCACGCUGAGCGGCGAGCCGGGCCAGGCGCAGCGAACGCACAUCAAGACGGAGCAGCUGAGCCCCAGCCACUACAGCGAGCCGCAGCAGCACUCGCCGCAGCAGAUGGCCUACAGCCCCUUCAGCCUCCCGCACUACAGCCCCUCCUACCCGCCCAUCACCCGCUCGCAGUACGACUACACUGACCACCAGAACUCCAGCUCCUACUACAGCCACGCGGCGGGCCAGGGCUCCAGCCUCUACUCCACCUUCACCUACAUGAACCCGGCGCAGCGGCCCAUGUACACCCCCAUCGCCGACACCUCCGGGGUCCCGUCCAUCCCGCAGACCCACAGCCCCCAGCACUGGGAACAGCCCGUCUACACACAGCUCACCAGACCUUGAGAGGAGCUGAGACAGAGGGCGAUGACGGCCAUGAUGACCACACACAAAAAGCACCGAAGAAGUACGCAACCCACCAGAAUUCCCUUUGGACAGUUUUUGGGGUUUUGUUUUUGUUUUUUCCUUAUUUUUUAAAGACACGUACGUACGCUGAAGGCAACUCGAACUCGAAUUCCAAGACAGAAACAUUCACUCUCCAAACGCAUGGCCACCUUGUUUUGCCUCAGUGGCCAGGCCGCUCUUGGCUAGAUGGACCAGCGGAACCGACGGGAAACUGGACUGGAAACCUUCAGAGCAAGCGUGGAGGAUGAUGGAGAUUGGUGUGACCCGUUUGCUCAGUCUCUCUGCCUGUCUGGACUUUGUAAUUAUUUUUUAGCAGUAAUUAAAGAAAAAAGUCCUCUGUGAGGAAUAUUCUCUAUUUUAAAUAUUUUUAGUAUGUACUGUGUAUGAUUCAUUACCAUUUUGAGGGGAUUUAUACAUAUUUUUAGAUAAAAAAAUUAAAUGCUCUUAUUUUUCCAACAGCUAAACUACUUAGUGGAACAGUGUGCCCUAGCUUUUCUUGCAACCAGAGUAUUUUUGUACAGAUUUGCUUUCUCUUGCAGACAAACGACAAAAAAAAAAAAAAAAAGUGUGCGUUGUAUUAACCUACAAAACCCACAGGUUUGUGUUAAGGGAUCAGUUUGGGGGGUUAGCUUUGCUUAAUUCCUCAGGCUAUCUGAUUCAAGGAGGAGUUGCCUUAGAAAAAUCGAGGCCUUAAUUUUGCGAAUACGGAAGUAAACAAUAGUCUAGAGACCAUUGGGUAAGCUUUAUCACGUAUAUGUUUUUUAAACAGGAAAAAAACACCUUAAAGCCUUAAAACCAUGCUGCUGGAAAAUCCUUGCGCCCUCUUUUAGUGCAUUUCCUCCUGUAUUUGCUUGUUGCCCACAAGCUUAAGAAAGAAGCAAAAGGCAAGCAAAGGAGAUGAAAUCUGUUUGGGGAAUGUUCCAGCAGCCAGUAAGUGCCCUACCACACUGCCCCCUGGUUGCCUGCCCGGGCCCCAUGUGGAACACAGAUGCUAGAAUCCUCUCACUUACACUGUCACCUGUGCCUGUCUGAACACCAGCAGUUAACCUUCAAGACAUGCCACGUGCUAAAAUUAUUUAUUUUGUAAGGAGAGGUUUCGAUUAAAAACAACAAAAAAAAUCUUCCUCUUUUUUUUUUUAAUUUUUUAAAUUUACUUUCUUUAAAAUAGGUUGUUGGAGCCGUCCUCAAAGGGUAUGGUCAUCUGUUGUUAAAUUAUGUCCUUAACUGUAACCAGUUUUUUUUUUAUUUAUCUCUUUAAUCUUUUUUUUUUAUUAAAAGCAAGUUUCUUUGGAUUUUCUUGUCCUAGAUUUGUAUAAAUGCCUUUUUGUCUGUCCUCUUUUUUUUUUUUCCUCUUUGUUGUUUUGUUGAAAACAAACUGGAAACUUGUUUCUCUUUUUGUACAAAUGAGAGUUUGCAGAUGUAGUAUAUCACUGAGUCAUUUGCAGUGUUUUCUGCCACAGAUCUUUGGGCUGCCCAGACUGUGUGUGUGCAUGUGUGCGUGUUAUGACACAAAACAAGGCAAGCGUGUGUCAUGAUGUCCCCCUACAUGUUCUCUUGGAGAGAGGGAGGAACGGGCAGGGGGUCAGCCCACUGACAGACCUUAACGCUUAAUUACUUCUGUGGCUGGAGAGUUUGAGGAUUGCUUUUUAAAAAAGACAGCAAACUUUUUUUUUUAUUUAAAAAAAGAUAUAUUAACAGUUCUAGAAGUCAGUAGAAUAAAAUCUUAAAGCACUCUUAUAAUAUGGCAUCUUUCCAUUUCUGUAUAAAAGCAGAUCUUUUUUAAAAAAAAAUAUUUCUGUAACUUAAGAAACCUGGCAUUUAAAUCAUAUUUUGUCUUUAGGUAAGGUUUGGUUUGUGUUUGUGUUUUGUUUGUUUCGCUUGUUUUCCCCCCCAAACCUUUUGUUUUCUCUGUGAAACUUACCUUUCCUUUUUCUCUCUUUCUUUUUUGUAUAUUAUUGUUUACAAUAAAUAUAC
Molecule: messenger RNA, 3957 nt
Organism: Hippopotamus amphibius kiboko
Lineage: Eukaryota; Metazoa; Chordata; Mammalia; Artiodactyla; Hippopotamidae
Gene: SOX9
Product: SRY-box transcription factor 9
Exons: 3
Coding region: 373-1923 (516 amino acids)
Biological process (GO): oligodendrocyte differentiation; morphogenesis of an epithelium; heart development
Cellular component (GO): nucleus
Molecular function (GO): RNA polymerase II cis-regulatory region sequence-specific DNA binding; DNA-binding transcription factor activity, RNA polymerase II-specific
Source: RefSeq, a predicted model, not a curated record